UCCGACACAAGUCUCUAAUGGCAAAGCCGUAGUUUAAACAAAGGUAAAGGGCCUUUUCUUGCACAACCUUGCAUAUAAGAGCUGUCUCCGCCUCGUUCUCCUCCACCCCCACUAAAACAUUCCUUCUCUCGCUCACUCUUCUCCAAUCUUUAUUUUACAUUUUGAAAGUUUAAAUUUUAUAUAAACAUUAAUUUUUUGGGUAGAAAAUUCGAAAGAAAUGAAAGAGAUGGGAGUGAUAGUGCUUCUUCUACUUCACUCGUUCUUCUACGUUUCCUUGUGCUUCAAUGAUGGACUACUACCAAACGGUGACUUCGAACUAGGUCCACGACAUUCGGACAUGAAAGGAACACAAGUAAUCAACAUAACAGCAAUCCCAAAUUGGGAACUCUCAGGAUUCGUCGAGUACAUUCCCUCAGGACACAAACAAGGCGACAUGAUCCUUGUCGUGCCUAAAGGCGCUUUCGCAGUACGCCUAGGCAACGAAGCCUCAAUCAAACAAAAAAUCAGCGUUAAAAAGGGAUCUUACUAUUCGAUCACGUUCAGUGCUGCUCGAACAUGCGCACAAGACGAGCGGUUAAACGUUUCUGUGGCUCCUCACCAUGCAGUGAUGCCUAUCCAAACAGUGUAUAGUAGCUCGGGUUGGGAUUUGUAUUCAUGGGCUUUUAAAGCACAAAGUGACUAUGCAGAUAUAGUGAUACAUAAUCCAGGUGUUGAGGAAGAUCCUGCUUGUGGACCUCUCAUUGAUGGUGUUGCUAUGAGAGCCCUUUUCCCUCCUCGUCCCACCAAUAAGAACAUUCUCAAGAACGGAGGAUUCGAAGAAGGUCCUUGGGUUUUACCAAACAUAUCAUCUGGAGUUUUGAUUCCACCAAACUCCAUUGACGAUCACUCUCCUUUACCUGGUUGGAUGGUCGAAUCUCUUAAAGCCGUCAAAUACAUUGAUUCCGAUCAUUUCUCCGUUCCACAAGGUCGUCGCGCCGUGGAACUCGUCGCCGGAAAAGAGAGCGCCGUCGCACAAGUUGUCCGUACAAUCCCGGGAAAAACCUACGUCCUCUCUUUCGCCGUCGGAGAUGCUAGCAACGCUUGCGCUGGAUCUAUGAUCGUCGAAGCUUUCGCCGGAAAAGACACGAUCAAGGUGCCGUACGAAUCGAAAGGGAAAGGAGGAUUCAAGCGAUCGUCACUGAGAUUCGUCGCUGUCUCUGAUCGGACUAGAGUUAUGUUCUACAGUACGUUUUACGCGAUGAGAAACGAUGAUUUCUCGAGCUUGUGUGGGCCGGUGAUCGACGACGUUAAGCUUCUCAGUGCUCGGAGGCCGUGAGCUUGCGGCGGCGAGUUAUUCCCGGGAAAAUGAAUGAUGACACUGUCACUGUGGGUUUCUCGCGUCUCGUUAGAAAUUGGGCUUCUCGGCCCACUGGCCCACUGUUUUUUUCUUUAAAAGCUUAAUGUCAUUAAUCAAAAUAUCGAAUCGUGAAUUUUCAUGAUGUGAUUUGAGAAUGUUUCUUCUCUACUGAUGAGUGGAGAAAAAUAAAAAAUCCUGCAAAAUUAUA
Arabidopsis lyrata subsp. lyrata is the source of this 1544-nucleotide messenger RNA. RefSeq lists its product as uncharacterized. The record is from RefSeq and is a predicted model, not a curated record. NCBI's taxonomy places the organism in Eukaryota, Viridiplantae, Streptophyta, Magnoliopsida, Brassicales, Brassicaceae. The transcript is spliced from 3 exons. Bases 218 to 1315 code for a protein of 365 amino acids. Gene Ontology annotation, cellular component: plant-type cell wall.